UUAUUUGUUAAGAGGGAUUUUGAAAUUUAUCUUAUCAUCUCAAAUCUCAAAUCACAAGAAAAAUAGAUUGGUCGGGUCACGCUAAUCCACCGUCCCAAACACCCCCUUUUACAUUGCCUAAAUCACGGCCUUAAACCCCAAAGCAGCGUUGUCUUUGCAGGAACCAAAGAUUAAACGAUGCAGAGACUGUGCACGAAGAUCCGCUGUUUGGCUGCACUUCAAUCAACUCAAACUCUUCCCCCUCUCUCCGCUUCACGUCGCCUUCUUCAUCACUCCUCUCCUCCAAUCCAUUUUAUUUCAACCAAACAGAGCUUUAAAUCCCUCAUCAAUAACCAUGCCGCUUCACCUCCCCACGCUGUCAAUUCCUUCCCUUAUUCUCCACUACCUCUCUAUUUGGUUCAAGUCCGGCAUGUUUCGUCAAGAGAGCGAGCAAAGAGGAGGAAGCCCAUGACUCCACGCACUUCCAAACUCAAGAAAAUUAAGAUGAAAUUUUAUUCGUCAUAUAAAUCGAGAUUUAGGACAAUGAAAGAUGGGAGUAUUCGUCGCUGGAGGGAAGGCAAAAAUCAUAAUGCACACUUGAAGUCAAAAAAAUCAAAACGGAGGCUGAGACAACCAGCUAUAGUACCAGCCGCAUACGCAAAGGUGAUGAAGAAGCUUAAAUUUUGUGCUUAAAUUUAUAGAAUCUGAAUCUGAAUCUUCAGACAUGAAAUAGAAAGAAAGGUGUCUGCUUCUGCUCUUUCCUUUGUGCUCUCUGCCUUGUUACAUUCAAAAAUAUGGCACAAACAUGCGGUAGCUGGAGGAUUGAGAGACAAUUAAUAAGGUUUAUGUGGGUUUUUUUUUUUAAUAAAAAAUGUUGAAUGCUUAAUUGAUUUGUUAGAUUACUAUGGACUAAUAACUGUUGAUGAUUAGCUUU
Molecule: messenger RNA, 913 nt
Organism: Durio zibethinus
Lineage: Eukaryota; Viridiplantae; Streptophyta; Magnoliopsida; Malvales; Malvaceae
Biological process (GO): translation
Cellular component (GO): ribosome
Molecular function (GO): structural constituent of ribosome
Source: RefSeq, a predicted model, not a curated record